AUGUUUCGCGCACAGCAAAACGCCUUUGACGAUGCAGUCGCCAAGGCGACCGACGAGAACCUGACCUCCGAAAACUGGGAAUACAUCCUGGAUGUUUGCGAUAAAGUUGGUGCCGAGGAGUCAGGAGCGAAAGAUGCUGUCGCCGCUAUGAUCAAGAGACUUGCGCACAGAAACGCCAAUGUGCAGCUUUAUACUUUGGAGUUGGCGAACGCCCUCGCUCAGAACUGCGGUCCCAAGAUUCAUCGUGAGUUGGCUUCUAGGAGCUUCACCGAUGCUCUGCUACGUCUAGCGAAUGACAGAAACACCCAUCAACAGGUCAAGUCGAAGAUCCUAGAACGCAUGCAAGAAUGGACGGAGAUGUUCGCCAGUAACCCAGAUUUCGGAAUCAUGGAACAAGCAUACAUGAAGCUGAAGACUCAGAACCCGAACCUGCAGCCACCGUCCAAGCCCGGGAAGCGGGAAAUUACCGAUGCAGAUCGCCAAAAGGAAGAGGAGGAGCUGCAAAUGGCCCUCGCACUCUCGAUAAGAGAAAAGGCCACGAUCGCCCCUGCGCCACAGGCUGAAGCCAGCUCCAGCGCUGCUCCAGUCAACCAAACCCAGGCACCUGCUGCCACCUCCCAAGCAGUCCCGUCGGGUACUUCUGCCGCCACAGUGUCGCGCGUGAGAGCCCUGUUCGACUUUCAGCCUUCAGAACCCGGUGAAUUGCAGUUCCGCAAGGGAGAUGUCAUCGCUGUCCUCGAGUCCGUCUACAAGGAUUGGUGGAAGGGUUCCUUGAGAGGCCAGACCGGCAUCUUCCCCCUUAACUACGUUGAGAAACUUCCUGACCCGACGGUGGAGGAGUUGCAGCGGGAAGCCCAGAUGGAAGCCGAUGUUUUCGGUCAGAUUAAGAAUGUGGAAAAGCUGUUGACUCUUCUGAGCACUCGGAGCUCCGAGCUGAAUGUGCAGGACAAUGAAGAAAUCACGGCCCUGUAUCACUCUACAUUGGCCAUUCGCCCCAAGUUGAUUGAGCUCAUUGGGAAAUACUCGCAGAAAAAGGACGAGUUCACGCAGCUCAACGAGAAGUUCAUCAAGGCGCGGAGAGAUUACGAGUCUCUGCUGGAGGCGUCCAUGGCGCACCCAGCACAAUCCCAGUAUGGCCGGCCGGCUCAACCUCCUUACGGCUAUCCUGGUGCUGCUCCUGUGGGAUAUCCUCAAGGGCCGCCACAAGCUGAUCCUCAACGCUACUUCAGUCCCCGUCCUCAAGAAACACAAGCCCCUCCGGCCAACGCGCCCGCAUUCUACGGCACAGAACAAGCACACGCAUAUCCUCCCACUUCACAAUCGCCCGAUCCCCGUCAGACACCACCUGCUGGCGCUCCGUAUCAGCAGCCGCAGCCACAGCAGCAACGUCAACCCUCCUCGGAGUCCUACCAGCCCGUGUACCACCGUCCGGAAUCCACAUACGAGAAUCCGCAAGAACUCGGCACAUCGGUCUACGAUUCCCCGGUCGAGCAUCCUGCCAGCCAGCGACCACCAUAUCCCGGCGCCGUGCAGGUCCCGGCCGCCGUGCAGCAGCAUUUCCAACAGCAACAGCAGCAGCCGCAACAGCAGUCACAACAACCACACCCGGAAUACCCGGCCUCAGGCUACACUCCUGAAGACGCCUCCAGACCCCCUGCCCACCAAGCACAGCCUCCUUACCCUUCACACCAACCGCCGCCUAUGCACCAGCCCCCGCCUGUCCCAGGUACAUCCACAACGCCGACACCUUAUCCUGCUCUGAACGCGGGCGGAGGAUACCAGGCAUAUAACCCGUCUCAAACGGAUGUAUCUAACCCAGCGUCGUUCUACCGGUGA
This is a messenger RNA of Aspergillus niger, 1836 nucleotides long. RefSeq lists its product as uncharacterized. The coding region runs from base 1 to 1836 and encodes 611 amino acids. Lineage: Eukaryota; Fungi; Ascomycota; Eurotiomycetes; Eurotiales; Aspergillaceae. The transcript has 9 exons. The record is from RefSeq and is a predicted model, not a curated record. Gene Ontology annotation, biological process: protein transport to vacuole involved in ubiquitin-dependent protein catabolic process via the multivesicular body sorting pathway. Gene Ontology annotation, molecular function: phosphatidylinositol binding; ubiquitin binding. Gene Ontology annotation, cellular component: ESCRT-0 complex.